Etheostoma spectabile (orangethroat darter) is the source of this 2878-nucleotide messenger RNA. It is a transcript of the gene plod1a, whose product is annotated as procollagen-lysine, 2-oxoglutarate 5-dioxygenase 1a. Gene Ontology annotation, biological process: peptidyl-lysine hydroxylation. Gene Ontology annotation, molecular function: procollagen-lysine 5-dioxygenase activity; iron ion binding; L-ascorbic acid binding. Gene Ontology annotation, cellular component: endoplasmic reticulum. The transcript is spliced from 19 exons. NCBI's taxonomy places the organism in Eukaryota, Metazoa, Chordata, Actinopteri, Perciformes, Percidae. Bases 183 to 2381 code for a protein of 732 amino acids. The record is from RefSeq and is a predicted model, not a curated record.
AGACGGAGCCCGAGGGAGGGGGAGAGAGGAGAGAGGAGAGUGAGGAGAGAGAGAGAGAGAGAGAGGGGGGUGGAAGAGUUUACACGAGAAAAGUUCGCUGUCUCGUAGGGAGUUGUACAUUUCUGUUACUAAUGCCGAAACUCGCGAAAGGAUUUUAACUUGAAACUUUUAAACUGGCAAAAAUGAGACUUUCGCCGUUGCUGUUGUUUCCAGGGAUUUUUGUCUGUGCACUUUUCCCUUGGACAAACUGUGAAGAGCAGCAAACCCCCGAAGAGAAACUUCUAGUGGUGACAGUUGCAACCAAAGAGACCGAUGGCUUCAAGCGUUUCUUGGGGUCAGUUAAGCACUUCAAUUACACUGUCAAGGUUCUUGGUCAGGGUCAGAAAUGGAUGAGCGGCGACUACAUGUCCGGUCCAGGAGGAGGCCAGAAAGUACGACUCCUUAAAGAAGCUCUGGAGGAGAUGAAGAAUGAGGACAAAGUCAUCCUUUUUAUUGACAGUUACGAUGUGGUUUUCGCCUCGGGUCCCAGAGAGCUGCUCAAGAAGUUCCAGCAGGCCAGACACAAGGUGGUGUUCUCCUCCGAGAGCCUGAUCUGGCCCAACAGACACCUGGAGGACAAAUACCCCCACGUCGUCGUGGGCAACAGGUUUCUAGGCUCAGGAGGUUUUAUUGGCUUCCUUCCCAACAUCAGAGAAAUGGUGGCUGACUGGACAGGAGACGAUAGUGACAGUGACCAGCUGUUCUUCACCAAGAUUUACAUUGAUCCAGUUAAAAGGAAAUCCAUAAAUAUCACACUGGACAGCAAAUGCAGAUUGUUCCAAAACCUCAAUGGAGCCCUCGAUGAGGUGGUGCUGAAGUUUGAGGAUGGACGGGUACGAGCCAGAAAUGUGCUGUACGAUACCCUGCCAGUCGUCAUCCAUGGGAACGGACCAACCAAGCUCCAGAUCAACUACCUGGGAAACUACAUCCCCAACACAUGGACAUUUGAGACCGGAUGCACAGUGUGUCACGAGGAUCUCCACCCACUGACAGCGCUUAAGGAGAGUGAAUACCCUCUGGUGGUCAUUGGCGUCUUCAUUCAGCAGCCCACCCCCUUUGUGACGGUGUUCUUUGAACGCCUACUAAAGCUCCAGUAUCCCAAAAAUAGACUCAAACUCUUCAUCUACAACCAGGAAGCUCAUCAUCAGCGUCACGUCAGCUCUUUGCUGAAGGAGCAUGGGAGCCUUUAUCAGGAUGUCAAAGUCGUCGGGCCCGAGGAGGAGAUGGACGAAGCCGCCUCCCGCAACAUGGGCUUUGACAUGUGCCGGACGGACAAGGACUGUGACUAUUUCUUCCUCUUGGACGUUCCAGUGGUCUUAAAGAAUGAGAACACACUUAAAAUUCUCAUCGAACAAAACCUGCCCGUUGUGGCACCGAUGAUAACUCGAGUUGGUCGACUGUGGAGCAACUUCUGGGGGGCCCUGAGUGCUGAAGGCUACUACGCCCGGUCUGAGGACUACGUGGACAUAGUCCAAGGACGCAGAGCGGGGGUGUGGAAUGUCCCGUACGUGUCCAGCGUGUUCCUGGUGAAGGCCAGCCUGCUUCGAUCGGAGCUCGCAGACUACGAUCUGUUCAACUCAAACAGCUUAGACCCCGACAUGGCUUUCUGCCACAACAUCCGCAACAAGGGAAUCUUCAUGUACGUAACCAACAUGCACACUUUCGGGCGCAUCCUGUCAACAGACAACUACCAGACGAGCCAUCUUCACAACGACCUGUGGCAGAUCUUUGAAAACCCAGUGGACUGGCAGGAGCGCUACAUCCAUGAGAACUACACCUACAUCAUUAAAGACAAGCUGAUUGAAAAUCCUUGUCCUGAUGUGUACUGGUUCCCAAUUUUCUCUGAUGUUGCCUGUGACCACAUUGUUGAAGAAAUGGAACAUUACGGGAAAUGGUCAGGAGGAGGCAAUACGGACACCAGAAUCCAAGGUGGCUAUGAGAACGUCCCCACUAUCGAUAUCCACAUGAAUCAAAUCAACUUUGAAAAGGAAUGGCACAAGUUCUUACUGGAGUACAUCGCACCGAUAACGGAGAAAAUGUAUCCCGGUUACUACACCAAGGCUCAGUUUGAUUUGGCCUUUGUAGUUAGAUAUAAGCCAGACGAGCAGCCGUCUUUGAGACCGCACCACGACGCCUCCACAUUCACUAUUAACAUUGCGCUCAAUCAAGCGGGCCCAGAUUACCAGGGUGGAGGGUGCCGGUUCCUCCGUUACGACUGCUCCAUCCAGGCUCCCCGGAAAGGCUGGACCCUCAUGCACCCGGGCCGCCUCACCCACUACCACGAGGGCCUGCCCACCACCGCCGGCGUGCGCUACAUCGCCGUGUCCUUCGUGGACCCCUGAACCCCCCAAAAGAUGGCGUCACGGCAACCGGCGAGUCCAGACCAAACCGGACGCUCACACCGGCGGCACCCUGCAGCGUCACUUCCUCAUCUGGAGCGGGGACCCGCGCUCUGUUCAGUACUCCAUUUGGUUUUUUUAAACGCCCCAAAAGAUAUUGGUUCUGUCUAAAGAAUUAUAGACUAUUCAGGAUUUUUUCCUAUUAGCAGUAGAGAGUCUCCAUGAGACACAAUGGAACAAAGCUAAAGCUAAAGCUAAUGUUAAAGCUAAAGCUAAAGCUAAAGCUAAAGUUGUGGCACACUGGUUUUCUUACCACGCGUUUUUAGAUUUUCCUCAUAAAAGUGAACUACGGGAAAUGUACAAGCAUGUUUCUUAAACUUGAUAUGAAUACAAAUUUAAGGGUUGUCAAGUUAUUAAUGAAACCAAAUAAUUGAAAUGUAUAUAUUUUUUUAAUCUUUUUGAGUCUAAGGAAUUAGUUGAAAUGUGAAGAACAGCAGCGG